CAUAUGUAUAAAUUCGACAGAGAUUAAGUUUGUGUUAAGUUUAUUGAAAGCAACAAAAGCACUGCAUUCUAUUCGGCACCGGGAAAAAAAAAAGUUACUCUUUCCGCAUUACGAUUUACUGAUUUAAAAUAAAUAAUACCCACGGCACGUAAAUGCAUCACAAACAUCGGAAGAAUUGCUGCUUUAUUUGCACUUUUCCGCCAAGUUUUGCACCGCAACCUGCGUGUUCUUUUAUCCAAUUUGGUUUCAUUUCAACUUCUCGCCGUUUUUCACGAUGCGCCUCGUUGCUGUUUCCAUGAAAUAUUAAUCACCAGAGACCGGAGCAGAAAGCAAACGAGGCCCGUGUGGCAGCUGAUGGCCAAGAGAGAGGCGCCCUCGUCCCGCCUGACAAGCCGCUGCAUGCCCGCCAGCAUCCACCGAAAAACCGAGUACCCUCCCGACGCCCCUUGUGGCCGCCCAAAGCGCCGAGACGAGCCGCUGCUGUCCGCAUCCUGCGCGCGGGCGCCCCAGGACUCAGCGAGUGUUUUCGGGGGGUGAACGUGAAGGCAGUGUCGUCGCUGAUUGGCCAAUGCGGCCAUCAAUCAUCAUUGCAGCGCCCGCCCAUGUAGGUGACGUUUCCGUGCCAAAGCAGGCAGGCCAGUGCGAGACAACAAAAGCUCGCGUGGGGGGCAAAAUGCGAGCCGUCGGCGGCCCAACGCUUCGUCACUAGCCCGGCACACUUCCACUCGUGGACUGGAAGCCAACACGAUGACUUUGACGAGGAGAUUGUGACGACAACAAGGAGAUUGUGUGGUGUUGCGUUUGAGUGUUUACGUGCUCGACACGCUCUCGUCCGUCACAACAAACAUUCAGGUGUGAUUUCCUGGCGCGGCGUCGUUGUGGAGCUGCCACACGCCCGAGCCCACCGGCACCACGACGGCCCUGGCUUGCAUCCUCCAGUGUUUGUUCUGUCAGCAAGUCCAGCAGAGUUGCAACCCGUCCGGAGCGGACGGCUGCGCCGGCGAGGAGCUCCGGUCCUCGGACAUGGUCAAGAUGACCAAGUCCAAGACCUUCCAGGCCUACCUGCCCAGCUGCCACCGCACAUACAGCUGCAUCCACUGCAGAGCGCACCUGGCCAACCACGACGAGCUCAUCUCCAAGUCGUUCCAGGGGAGCCAAGGACGAGCUUAUCUUUUUAACUCUGUAGUGAACGUGGGCUGCGGUCCGGCCGAGGAGCGGGUUCUCCUCACUGGUCUUCACGCCGUGGCCGACAUCUACUGUGAAAACUGCAAAACCACGCUGGGCUGGAAAUAUGAGCACGCUUUUGAGAGCAGUCAGAAAUACAAAGAGGGAAAGUUCAUCAUCGAGCUGGCUCACAUGAUCAAAGACAACGGAUGGGAGUGACGCUCAACGCUGUUGUUUGUGCGCUCGCUUGUCCACUGAGACAAGUGGACGCCCCCCUACCCGCACCCCCUUCCCUCGCCCCCUCCUCUUUAUGUGACAUCAUCACGCCACAGGGAGGCGACCAUGCUUUCUGACUUGACUUGGUGACGUUUUGUUGAACAGUGAUGGACUACUUCUGUAUGUUAGCGGCUACGCGGUUAGCCUCUUUGUUUUUUUUUUUUUUGUUUUUUUUUUUUUUUUCUUCUCGACGUGCUGCUAACACAGGCGUCGAUUUGACUAAAUAAUGUAGCAUUGGUGAAGGAGCUAGCGCGUAAGCAAGCUGGCAGGUUCGUGAGCUAUUUGCGGCGAACUUAAAUGUUGGAGAGCUGGCAGCGGGAUCUGAACAAUUCCGCGAGCUAGCAUGUUCUGGAGCUAACACGCUGCUGAAGUAGUGUGCAAAUGUUAGAUUUUUAUUAGGAAACUGUACCCUUCUUUUGGUUUCUUUUUUUGCUUUUAAAUUAUUUUGUUUCCAAAGUUUCUGAUGGUUAGCAAGCUAGAAAGUCGGCGGGUUAGCAUGUUAAUUUUGCAUUUUCUUUACAAUAUUUACCCUGUUUUGGUUUCUUCUUAGGUGUUUUCUUUCCCAGGUUUCAUGUUACAACAAAAAACAAGUGUUUCCCCACCAUAAAUAUUUGAAAUGACACACUAGGCACAUUAAUAUUUAAAUAUAUAAAAUAAGAAGUUAGUAGUAGGGUUUGGUUAAUGUGAGAGUGGCUGGUUCCAUUUCAGAAACUGAUUUCAGAUCCUUAGAAAGAGAGGUUAUUUAGUACAGUAUGUAGAUAUUAUACAUAUAUUUAUGAAUAUAUAUAUACACACAAUAUAUGCAGUCACUGUUGUUCGCUACCAUGCACACGUGUAUUUGGAUAUGACGCUCAACUGUUUUCUGCAGUUUGCGGAGUCAUCUGCUUCAUGUCAGCUUGGAGGUCAAAACACAACAACGUUAGGACUUUUAAAAAAAAAAAAUAAUAAUAAUGACAAGUUCUUGCUUUGCUUUAUUACAUUUUAAUAACAUUUCUGACAUUUUCCCUUCUCGAGACAGUAAGACUCUUUUUAGUAAUACAUAAUUGGUCGGGUUGGGCAUUGUUUCAAUUUGAGCGAUUUCGGUACCAAGCCCAGUUCCUUUUUUCAAUUGUGAUUCUUCAAAAACGUUAACAUGAUUAAAGUGUCAAAAUUAUGAUUAUAUAAUUAUUCUGGACUGUUUUAUCAUGUCAAACGGUUUAGAGGUGCACGUUUUACCUUGGCGUCCUGUUUUGAGCUCGUAGCCUUUUAUUUUGAAGGGCAUGCAAUCGGAACUAAGAAUUUUUCUACAAAAAGUAACUGCAAUAUUUUCUCCGAUUUUCUUUUUGCAAUCAACGUAACCAAAUGCUAUAAAACAUUCCUUCCCCACCGAUGUGACACACUGUUAGUGUGUCCCCGCCCCCCCCCCCCCCCCUCAUUCAUUGCGACGUAAAGUUGCUUUGGUGACGUUUUAGCUCAGAAUUUCGUUGAUUCCGGGAUUCAAAGUGAUCAUCGAUGCCCAACCCUUGCAAUUUAAUAUUUUUCUUCUCUUUCCACUUGUGCUUAUGUGAUGAUGGAUAUUUACAAAAUUUUUAAAUUUGUUUUUGUGGCAGAGUGUUACAACUUGUUGCCGUGUUUUUUUGGUUUGUUUUUUUUAUUUUAUUUUUUUUGAGUCACGACAUUUUGUCAUUUGACAUUAUAGACAAUUUCGGUCUGUAAUGCUCGACAAUGACGUUUUCUUUCAUGUUUGAAGGUUGAGUUACAUUUUCCUGUUGUUUUGUAAUGGAUGCUUGCACUUCCUCUUUUUUUAGAUCUAUGAUUCCAGACAUUGAAAAUAUUUACUCAUUCGUGUGUGCUGGACAUUUCUUUUAUUUUUCUGGUGAUGGAGGGUUACAAUAUUUCCUCUUUUAAAUUUUAUGUUGGAAAUGAGAGUUACUACAUUUUGAUAUUUUAUUUGUAUGAUGUUGGUUAGAGCAUUGGCUUCACAGUUCUGAGGACGGGUGUUUGAAUCCCGGACCCACCUGUGUGGAGUUUGCAUGUUCUCCCCGUGCCUGUGUGGGUUUUCUCCGAGCACUCCAGUUUCCUCCCACAUCCCAAAAACAUGCAUUAAUUGGAGUCUCCAAAUGUCCCCUAGGUAUGAUUGUGAGUGUGACUGAUCUCUGUCUUGAUGUGACCUGCAAUUGAACCAGUUCAGGGUGUACCCCGCCUCCUGCCCGUUGACAGCUGGGAUAGGCUCCAGCACUCGUGAGCAUAAGCAGCUUAGUAAAUGGAUGGAUUAUGACCGUUCUGAUUUUUUUUGUCCUGUUUUUGUUCUCUGUGAUGAGUGCACCGAUGUUUUCUCAUUUUUACUUAAUGUUUUUGGGUUUACUUAUGUUGUGUUCGGUGGUUGCAUUUCCUCUU
Molecule: messenger RNA, 3816 nt
Organism: Syngnathoides biaculeatus (alligator pipefish)
Lineage: Eukaryota; Metazoa; Chordata; Actinopteri; Syngnathiformes; Syngnathidae
Product: protein yippee-like 1
Exons: 6
Coding region: 1024-1383 (119 amino acids)
Source: RefSeq, a predicted model, not a curated record